Messenger RNA from Malurus melanocephalus (red-backed fairy wren), 1369 nucleotides. RefSeq lists its product as uncharacterized. The coding region runs from base 281 to 829 and encodes 182 amino acids. The record is from RefSeq and is a predicted model, not a curated record. NCBI's taxonomy places the organism in Eukaryota, Metazoa, Chordata, Aves, Passeriformes, Maluridae. The transcript has 2 exons.
CUAGUCUGGAGCAGCUUCUCUGCUUUUCUGUGCGCUGAAACGUUCUUGUUUUGAAUACACCCCCCUCCCCGCCCCGUGGUGAAGGUGCCUGGUUAACUGGGUCAAAAACUGGUGGGCAACUGAGUUAGGAAGAGGUGAAGGUGAAGAUCAAUAGAGGUUUUAGGGCUGGCUGUGUCUGUUGUGCUGGGUUUGUGUGACUGUGCCCAGAGGGCGGAGUUCCUGCACAUUCCUACCUCACCGGAGAACCUGCCCUCAACUCCACUUCAGCUACUCCAGAGAGAUGGGACCCUCCAGAAGAAACCUGCCCUGCAAUCCUUCCCGCCAGAAGGAUGCCAGGAGAAACUGCCUCUACCUGCAAGAAAGGCGCACGAUGGCACUUGGGGAUAGGAGUCCUCCGACGGCACCGGGUGAGUGCGGAUUUUAUUCCUCUUUUACACUCAGGAAUCAAGUAACUACACUUGAGAUUUGUGUCCGCUGGUACCAGAAUGGGAGAGAGUGCCAUUCCCGCAGAUCCCUGAGCUUGCUCUGCAUUUUUGGUCACAGCACAAAAAUAUUACGGGGGCUACACAAAAUCCCCCUCCACCACUCAUUCCGGGAGGAAAUUUGGUCCUUUAUCCAUCUCUGCUAUAUGAAAGACGAUUUUAGCAUGGCGAGUAUAGGCGGAUUCUGUAAUGAAUUAUUUCUAAAAAUUCUGAGCCUGUCAUUUGAGAAAAAGCUACAGGCUUAUCGCACCUUUCGGGGUUGUGCAAAGAGUGAUAGUAUCCCUAGAUUUCCAGGAAAGCGUCUAAAUGCCAAAAAUUUUGGGAAAUGGAGGAGAGAGACCUUGUAAAGAGCCGUACUGAGCUGGGUCCUGCUUUSAGUGCUCCAGCGGCGAAAAUGCGCCCUUACAAGCAAUCACGGGCAACGCUCAUGCCCAUGGGGAGAGCUACAGGCACUCUCCCUUUGUCUUCCCACUCCCCAAAUUCCAUGACUGCGUUCUGUAUAUGUGGAGAUGUACGUGCCGAAAUCUCGGAAAAUAGGGGAGGAAGUUUAAACGACUGAAAAACUGAUGUGCUCAGCAUGCUCAUCCUUGCGGGUGGGGGCAGGCGCGCUGGUGCGUGGGCAGGACUCAGGAUGGGGCCCUCCGUGGACCGACUUGUUCUUUUCUGCUGCCCUGAUGUGACAGGGGAAGAGCCACGGCUGGUGUCCACCCGGCGGAUUACUUUGACCCCUUUCGCUCCUGCCAUUUUUGACCUCAUGAAAACGAUUAAUUUUUCAAACAUACAGCAAGUUGAGUUUUCCGUGACGCUGCGCUUGGGACACCUCAGCGCAGGGGGCAGCGGUACUGAGCGCCUUUCUCUUUGGCAUGGCAGAAACAGGCGCUGGUGCA